This is a messenger RNA of Monodelphis domestica (gray short-tailed opossum), 6892 nucleotides long. The record is from RefSeq and is a predicted model, not a curated record. NCBI's taxonomy places the organism in Eukaryota, Metazoa, Chordata, Mammalia, Didelphimorphia, Didelphidae.
GAGAGAAUAGCUAAACAGUAGAAAAGGGCCUAGGCCAAAAUGGCCUAGGCCUGAGCUUAAGGGAGAGUGAGUCAGUCUUUAUCACUCACCACAAGGUCUUCUCCAAGCAAGCUCCAGGCCUCACUUCAACUCUGAACUCUAACUAUCCCCAAACUGACUUCCAAUCCAAAAAACCGGAAUUACCUGAACUGAUUUUUCCUUUUAAAGAAAUUUUCUCCUAUGUCACCUCCCCUAAAUUUUCACAUCUUCCAAUCACAAUAGAUGCUUUUUCCCAGGACUGCACAUUCUUAGUACUCAUCUUCUUUUGUUCUCACCUUCUCUGCUUAGAUAAAAUCUACUGAGUACAUCACACCUCUUUUGUUAAGCUUGCCUUUUGUAAGUUGCUUGACCUUUUAGGUACUAAUUUAACCUUUAUUGGUACUUAGCACCCUUUUGUAUUAGAUCUAAAAAUAGACCUAGCUUAAGGUUCUCUGUUUCCCCCCAGACCCUCUCUGGACCACCUACCCCACAGUCACUGGCUCAGGCUCUUAUUCUCUUGAUUCCACAGUGGGGAAACUGAGGCAAAGGCUGGAGAAGGGCCGUGGCUAGGCUCCCCCAUCUGGUCAGUAUCUGAGGCUAUGUUUGAGCCCAGAUCUUGGGGUUCCAGGCAGGAGGGAAGCCCCCAUGUCACCUGAUUCCUCCACCUGGGGAGAAGGUUGGCCCCUCCUUUGGGGAGCCUCUGGAGUCCCCCCAAAGCAGGAGCAGCAGGAUGUUCAGAGAGAGCCCUGGAGGAGGGGAACCUGGGAAGGGGGGCCUGGGCUGUCAGCUGCUGACCUCUGCCUUAGUUUCCUUUUGUGUCAGAAGGGGGAUCCCAGUGCCACCUCCACAGGCCCUGAGGAGCAGAGAUCCCUGGACUGCUCAGUCAGUCAGUCAGUCAGUCAGGUCAAUAGACACCUAUUAGGCACCUGCUCUGUGCCAAGCCCCAUCCUGAAGCAGCUUCCAGACUAAGGAAGAAGCAGCUGGCAGGGCAGGAAGGGGAAAUGGGGAGAGGGGGAGCAGCGGGCAGCCCUCCAGGGCGGGAACAAUUCCUUUGUACCCCUCCCCCACCACCCAGGAGGCCAGGCAGGAGGACUCCCUUUCCCAGAAGAACCUAGUCAUGCCAUCAUGCAAGUUUGGGCCUCCCCUGUGGAGGACUCCAUUUCCCAGAAUGCCGGUUCCCUGACUUCUCCCAAGUCUUGGCUCCUCCCCACCGUGGUAGCCGCGGGGCAUGCUGGGAACCUCAUGUGCGGCAGUCUCAGCUCUUGGAAAAGUCGCUGGUGAUUUUCUUGGAACUUUGCCUGGGUGCACACAGAGGAAGUCUCCCCCCCUCGGGGCUGCCACCCCCUGAAGGACCCCAGGGUGGCCCCGCAGAGAGCCGGCAGCCAGAGGAAUGGCCCCCGGGACCCCGAGGCCCCCCUCCCAGGGGUCAAUAACAUUCAAGGAUGUGGCUGUGGACUUCACCCAGGAAGAAUGGUGUCUACUGGACCAUUCUCAGAAAGAGCUGUAUCUGGAGGUCUUGCUGGAGAAUGUGCAGAAUCUACUCUCUGUGGGGCUUCCAGUAACUAGAGAACAUUUAAUCUCCUGUUUUCAGCAAGGGAAAGCACCAUGGCUGCUAGAGCACAAGGGCGGAAAGAGCUCCUCUCCAGUGGUAGAUUUUGAAGUGAAGGUGAUGUGUACAAAGCUGAGCCUUUUUGUGGAAGGAUCUGGCCCCCAAAGAUGCAUGAAUGAGGAUCCUCAUGACUUCAUUUUGAAAGAAAUGUGUGAUUCUACUAUCAAUGUAAAUAAAAAUCUAAAGAGUGACUAUGAAAUUGAUGAAAUUGCAGGGAAAUUCAACCAAUAUUCAGUCCUAACUCAGUACACGACAAUGACCUCAGGAAAUAACUGUUAUCAGGAUAGCAAAUAUAGGAAAUCCUUUUCUGAAGUGGGAUUUGUUCAGUCACCUGAGAAACCUGAAAUGCCCGUGUAUCAAGGUAAGAUAGGAGGAAUGGACUUUGGUUGGAGUUUAGACUCCAUUAGACAUCCAAAAAGUAAACCUGUAGAGAUGUUUUCUGUGAAUAAUAAAGUUGGGAGACCUUUCAGUCAGAAACCUAAGCUUCCUGCACAUCAGAGAAUCCAUACUGCAGAGAAACCUUAUGAAUGUAAACAUUGUGGAAAGGCUUUCUCUCACAGAGGCUCUCUUGUUCACCAUGAGAGAAUACACACAGGAGAGAAACCUUAUGAAUGUCAACACUGUGGAAAAGUUUUCAGACAGAGGGGCAAUCUUAUUGCACAUCAGAGAAUCCACACUGGAGAAAAACCUUAUGAAUGUCAACAGUGUGGAAAGGCUUUCAGACAGAGUACCCACCUUAUUACACAUCAGAGCAUCCACACUGGAGAGAAACCUUAUGAAUGUAAACACUGUGGAAAGGCUUUUACAGAGAAGAGAUCUCUUGCUAGUCAUCAGAGCAUCCACACUGGAGAGAAACCAUAUGAAUGUCAACACUGUGGAAAGGCUUUCAGACAGAGGAGAAGUCUUGCUCCACAUCAGAGAAUCCACACUGGGGAGAAACCUUAUGAAUGUAAACACUGUGGAAAGGCUUUUACAGAGAAGAGAUCUCUUGCUAAUCAUCAGAGGAUCCACACUGGAGAGAAACCUUAUAAAUGUAAACACUGUGGAAAGGCUUUCUCACAGGGGAGCAAUUUUAUUAUACAUCAGAACAUCCACACUGGAAAGAAACCUUAUGAAUGUAAACAAUGUGGAAAGGCUUUUACAGAGAAGGGAUCUCUUGCUAAGCAUCAGAGAAUCCACACUGGAGAGAAACCUUAUGAAUGUAAACAAUGUGGAAAGGCUUUUACAGAGAAGGGAUCUCUUGCUUCCCAUCACAGAAUCCACACUGGAGAGAAACCUUAUGAAUGUCAGCACUGUGGAAAAGCUUUCACACAUAGGGGCAAUCUUAUUGCACAUCAGAAAAUCCACACUGGAGAGAAACCUUAUGAAUGUCUACAGUGUGGAAAGGCUUUCACACUGAGGCACAGUCUUAUUGCACAUCAGAGAAUCCACACUGGAGAGAAACUUUAUGAAUGUCAACAAUGUGGAAAAGCUUUCACACAUAGGGGCAAUCUUAUUGCACAUCAGAGUAUCCACACUGCAGAGAAAUCUUAUGAAUGUAAACAGUGUGGAAAGUCUUUCACACUGAGGCACAGUCUUAUUGCACAUCAGAGAAUCCACACUGGAGAGAAACUUUAUGAAUGUCAACAAUGUGGAAAGACUUUUACAGAAAAGGGAUCUCUUGCUAAGCAUCAGAUCAUCCACACAGGAGCGAAACCGCAUAAAUGUAAACACUGUGGAAAGACUUUCACAAAUAGGAGCAGUCUUAUUGCACAUAAGGGCAUCCACACUACAGAGAAAACUCAUGUAUGUAAACAUUGUGGAAAGGCUUUCACAAAGAGGGCCUUUCUUGUUCAACAUGAGAGAAUCCACACUGGGGAGAAACCUUAUGAAUGUAAACACUGUGGAAAGGCUUUCAGCCAGAGGGGUAAUCUUAUUGCACAUCAGAGAAUCCACACUGGAGAGAAACCUUAUAAAUGUCAACAGUGUGGAAAGGCUUUUACAGAGAAGGGAUCUCUUUGUAAGCAUCAGAGAACCCACACUGGAGAGAAACCUUACGAAUGUCAACACUGUGGGAAAGCUUUCAGACAGAGGGGCAAUCUUAUUGCACAUCAGAGCAUCCACACUGGAGAUUAACCAUAUAAAUGUAAAUUGUGGAAAGGCUUUUACAGAGAGAGGCUAUCUUGUUAAAUAUGAGAGAAUCCACACUGCAGAGUAACUUUAUGAAUGUAAACUUUAUGGAAAGGCUUUUACAUGUAGGGGAUCUCUUGCUAAGUAUCAGAGCAUCAAAGCUAAAGAGAAAACUUAUGAAUGUAAAAUAGUGUUUAAAGUUUCUUCACUCUAAGGAGCAAUAUUGCCAGGCAUCAGAAAAUCCCCACUGCAGACAAACCUUAUAAAUGUAAACAUGGAAAGAGUUUUACAUGGAAGGAAUCUCUUUCCAGACAUCAGACGAUCCAGACGGGAAAGAAACCUUAUUGUAUGGAAUAAAAUUGUGUUGUAUUCGCCAGCAUGUAUUAAUUAGUAUUAAUAAUCUUUGGUUGGCAACUUCCUAAAGAAGAGUUGUGAAAGUCUGGUGACUGUCAGAAGGGAGAUACUAAUCUCUCCUUACAAAGAGUAGAGAAAUCCCCCUCCCCAGCAUCUUUUUACCUACAUAAAUAUAUACCUUCAAUUCAUUCUUAUGUGGUUAAAACCUCUUUUUAAAAAUUCAGAUUGAGGGUGGCAGUUGGGUAGCUCAGUGGAUUGAGAGCCAGGCCUAUAGAUGGGAGGUCCGAGGUUCAAAUCUGGCCUCAGACACUUCCCAGCUGUGUGACCCUGGGCAAGUCACUUAACCCCCAUUACCUAGCCCUUGCCACUCUUCUGCCUUGGAGCCAAUAGGCAGUAUUGACUCCCAAGACAAAAGGUAAAGUGUUUUUAAAAAAAUUCAGAUUCAGAAUAUGUGAAGGAUAUCAUGGAAUCGAUUGUGUCAUGAGGAUAGAAUGGCAGCAGGAAAAAAGCAACAGAGUCAAAAAAUCAGGAGAUAGGAGUCAAGGUGGAUGUCCUUUGCACUGCCCCCUAGAGUGCCCCUCGGGAGGACCAAAUGCAAUGAAAAGGGACAUUCGACUCCUGAAACUUGAUGUGUAAGGGUUAGUGGGAGGGGGAAAAGUUUUAUAGAAUGAGACAAGAGCAGAUUUUGCUCUCUUAUGGCUUUGUUGCUUGCUGGACUUUCCUGUGAGCAUGCCAUAAUGUCAGAGGCAGAAUAGCAAGUUAAAUGGAGCAACCAGGAAAGUAACAUAUCUCUCCUCUUUUCUCCUUUUUCUGAUGCCCCAAAGCAUAAGAGGCAGCCAUCAGACUACUGGUUGCCUGCCACCCUGGUAUCCCCAGUAUAGGCUGUUCUCCCCAGUACUGCCCCUGUUCCUGGGAUAGCCUGUUUUCUUUCUUAGGAUCCCACAAGCCAGUGCACCACCACCUCCUGGCUUACAGUAAACAUGCAGAGAAUUUAAAAACAAAAAAGGUAAAAAUAAAAUCCUAAAAUUAAACAUAAUUAAAAUAAAAAUUCAUGAAAUUAGAUAAAAUCUAACAAAAUAAAGUUAUAAAUACAUAAAAUUAAUUAAUUUGGUACACAAAUUACUUAGUUCAUUUCAGAAUUUAUUGCCCUGUAUUGAUUUCUUAUUGAACCCUAACACCAAUGUCUAGCUUUGUUAAUUUUUAAAAUAAACUUAAAGGAAGUUGUGUCAACAUUUUUUAUUAGUGUUGGAAAUGUUUUGGAAUUCUUUAAUUAUUUGAUGUAUAUUUCACUGCUUGACCUUAGGCCCAAUACCACAUACCUCCUGUAGCAGCCAUCGUCAACUUCCCCCUUCCCCCUCCUAUGUGAAUCUUAAAACUGCUCAGACUCUACCUUAGAAGAUUUGGUUAAGCUAUUCCCCAUUUCUAACAAUGGAAGUACUUGAUCAGGAAUGUAUUGAGAACUUUAAAAUUACUCCACCCUGCUCAGACAAGUGCCUUAGGGGAAGAUAAAGUUGUAAACUCCCGAUUGAACAAUGAAAAGUCCCCAACUCAUACUUAUAGUUAGUAGUAGUCUCUCCGUGACCGAGAAUGACAUUGUCUUUGUGUGUUUUCAUCUACGGUGUACCCUCAUAUGGCUUUGGAGUCCAAAGACUGAGGUGCAAAGUUUGUGACACAUGGGGCAUGGAACACCAGUUGUUACGGAAGGUGCAGUUGUGGCCUGGUGUUGGCGUUCAUGUGCAGCGGCAAGAAGUCGACGUCACUCAUCUUCAAAGGUGGUGGCGGCAUGGUUAGUGUGGGUACGCCAACUGCUUCUGUCAGAGGCAGCGAGUUCUAGUUGCUUUGGUGUAAUGCCAGCCCACUUCAAGUUUGACUUUAACUGAUCUGUGUACCUUUUCUUUGGUCGGCCUUGUUUCCUGAGUCCAGCUGACAGUUCACCAUAGAAUACCUGUCUUGGUAUUCGCUGUGGGUCCAUGCGGAUGACGUGUCCAGACCAUCGUAGCUGGGUUUUGAGGACCAUUACUUUGAUGCUGGUGGAGUUGGCUCUGUCAAGGACUUCCUGGUUGGUGAUUCUCUCCUGCCAUCGGAUCCUCAUGAUUGACAGGAGAGAGCAUUGGUGGAAUUGCUCCAGCUGUUUCAUGUGCUUUUGGUACAGUGUCCAUGUCUCGCAACCGUACAGGAGUGAGCUGAGGACCACUGCGUUGUACACUUUGAGCUUCGUUGCAGUGCUUCACUUUUUUUUUUCACUUAUUGUGAAGCAAAAACUCUUAGCUAGGUGGUGUAUUUUUCGAUCUAAUACAAAAGGGUGCUAAGUACCUAUAAACGUCAAAUUAAUCACUAAAAGGUCAAGCAACUUACAAAGGGCAGGCUUAGCAAAGAGAUGUGAAAUACUGAGAAGAUAUAAUCUAAUCAGAGAAAGUGAUAACAAAAAAAGAUGUGAACUAAGAAUGGACAGUCCAGGGAAAAAGGGUCUACUUUGAUUGGUAGAUGUGAAAAUUUAGGGGAGGUGAGAUAAGAGAAAAUUCUCUUUUAAAGGAGGUCAGGAGUUCAGAAGAGGGUCUCUGAACUUAUUUGGAGUUUGGAGGAGCUGGCUCUCUAAACUGAGUUCAGCAGUUGAGGAUUUCAGUGAAGGACUGGAAUUUUGCUUUAGGACCAUCUUAUGGUAAGUGAUAAAAGACUGACUAGUCUUUCUUAAGGCUCAGGCCUAGGCCAUUUGACCUAGACCCUUCCUACUAUUUCCUCUUUCUCUCUCUCCCUUCCCUUAAAUACCUUCAUUUGUAUUAAUUAAAAUCUCCAUAAAACCUA